AUGGCCGACAGCGAGACAACUCCUUUAGCACAAAAUACGACUUCCACGCCUUUGGCCGAUGCGGAAAAGGGCUCUACAAGUCGAGUAGCUUCUGUCGGAACUACUUCACACAACUCCGCAAGCGCAGGGUCGAGUAACAGCAGGAAAGCAUUGCGGGUUGAAGAGGCUAAUGUUCAGCAGAAAAGGUCACCACCGCCAAAAUCUCAAGUUCCUGUUAAGUCAUUUGAGGAUUGGCAGAAUGACACAAUCUCAAAGGUCUUGCGCAUUACUCUUGAUAAAUCAGCGGCAGAAAAGAGUAGCCAUGUUUUGAUCUACCUAAAUACUCUCGUCGACGAAUUAAAAGAAGAAUAUCCUGAGAACGCGUCUGGAAAAUUCAAACUUUCCCAAUCUCUACUGGAUCGCGCACUUUUUGCACGAUUGUCGUUAGAUCCAAAUGGAAUGAGUGACAAUGAUGAUACGACUAUUGCUAUUGCAAGUUUACCGGACGUGCCGCUAUUCGAUUACUUGGUGGAUUGUUGGAAAAGUGUGGCUGACGUUAAGAAGAAUGUACUAGCACGUGAGAAGAUAUUGGACCCAGCUGUUUUGAAUCAAAGAAUUGAAGUGUUGGAUAAAGUAAAAGGACUUGUUGUCUCGUACGCCGGGUUGAUAUUACAAUCACCAGAAAUGUUUCCGCAAGUUAAAACUUCUGUUCCUUUGGGCUCUCAGCAAUUGUUACCAAAACUCCUGGCAGAGACUGAUACAGAGGAGGGACUACCGUUGGAAUUUAUUAAGGAUUUGGCUAUUAGGUUUGAGAAUGAUGAAUUUGAAGAGGCAAGUAGUGAUUUGACGAAACAGGAAUAUGAAGACAUUACCGGAAUAGGUUGA
Molecule: messenger RNA, 864 nt
Organism: Paraglomus occultum
Lineage: Eukaryota; Fungi; Glomeromycota; Glomeromycetes; Paraglomerales; Paraglomeraceae
Source: the annotation of a GenBank genome assembly